Cuscuta campestris is the source of this 2482-nucleotide messenger RNA. The record is from the annotation of a GenBank genome assembly. Lineage: Eukaryota; Viridiplantae; Streptophyta; Magnoliopsida; Solanales; Convolvulaceae.
AACGAAUGUUCAGGAAACAAGAGUUUUAAUUAAUCGCUUCACCUCUGUUUUUGGCCAGAGAUGGGAGUGAUGAUUACCGCCCUAAAAAAUGUUCAUGAAAAAUCCGGGUUGUUGAUGAUGAAGCUAGGAGCAAUUAGAGUUUACCACGUUGCUGCUCAUUCUCGAGGGCCGGAAUCGUUGGAUGUUGUUUUCCACGACUCAGAGGGCGCUCGGAUCCAUGCUAAGGUCAAAGAUACUGAUAUAAGCACAUUCAAACAAGAUUUGCAAGAAAAUGCGGUUUACUUAAUCAUGAGGGUCAAGGUUUUACGCAAUUUCCAAGGCACAAAAACUACCAAUCACCCUUGCAUGCUCCAAUUUUUGGGAAAGACCAAGAUUCAAAAACUAACAGACAAUGGAUUUCCUAAUUUUCGAUUCUACUUUAAGAAUUUUGAAGAUGUUCUCAAAACAAAGUUUGCUGACCAAGUCUUUUUAGUUGAUAUAAUCGGGAAAGUAGUUAGUCGAACUGUGCCCGAAACCCGUAUGGUUAAAAAUGCCCCAGAUCAAAUGAUGGAAAUUACCUUGGAGAACCACAAUAUCGUCUCAACACAAUCAAGAUCAAGAGAUGAUAAAAGAACGAGCAACUUGAAAGUGGUCUCCAUUCAUGAACUAAAAAACAUGAGCAAUAAAGGAUAUUAUUGGAUACUUGGUGAUGUUGUUGAAAUUGAAAACACCAAUGAAUUGUGUUAUCUUGGUUGUCCCAAGUGCAACCGGAAGGUUGCUCCAGAUGCUACGAGGUUCAAGUGUUUAGGAGAAGGGCAAUCCACCAUGAGGCCUCCAUUAUUUGAUGGAACGAAUUACACAUAUUGGAAAGAGCGAAUGAGAAUUUUUAUCCAAUCCAACAACUUUCUCCUAUGGAGAAUUAUCAAGAAUGGGGAAGAAGUGCCCAUGAAGAAAGUUGGGGAAACCACCGUUCCCAAAACCGAAGCAGAAUACGAUGCGCAGGAUAUCAAGAAAAUAGAGAACAACGCCAAGGCUAUCAACAUUCUUUAUUGUGCAGUAAACCCGGAUGACUACCGGAAGAUCUCUUGUUGUUCCACCGCCAAGGAAAUGUGGGACAAGCUAGAAAUCACAUAUGAAGGUACGAAUCAAGUCCGAGAAGCUAAGAUAGAUUUUCUAACCCAUGAAUAUGAAUUGUUUCGUAUGAAGGAGAAUGAGAAAAUCGAUGAGAUGUUUGAACGAUUCUCCAAAAUCGUUAAUGAUCUCCAUGCUCUCAAGAAGACGUACACGGACAAGGAGCUUGUAAGAAAAAUCCUGCGGAGUCUCACACCGGAAUGGCGCUCUAAAGCCGAUGCUAUCCAAGAAUCUAUCGGCAUCUCCAGUGUCACCAUUGACGGGCUUAGAGGUAACCUCAAAACCUAUGAGUCUACCAUUCUUUACCCCUCAUUAGGUGAACAAAAGAAGAAUGGAAUUGCACUCAAGGCGUCCACAAGUCAAGAACGUGAUGUGGAGGACUCGAGUGACAAAGACGAGUUCGGGAUGGAAUCAACGCAAAAGAAACCAUAUUACUUCUUCUAUUAUGAUGAAAAGAAGAAGAUUCACAUACCACUUCCGGAACCCACACAAAUCAAACCGAGGUAUAGGCAUUCGGUUCGAGUAGACUGGAACCCGCCAACCGCAAAACGACAAGUUGGCCAAGGAGGUCAAAGAAAAAGAUCCCGCACCGGCAAGAACGUGGCUUCUUCCUUGGCUCCUCCACCACCAGCGCACAAGUACCUCGACGGGUCGUUCCUUUGGUUCAACGACCACGCAGAGGCGACGCGGUUCUCGGAGAAAUUUGAGCACCGAGAGAUUCUCCCUCCCCGAUUCUCCACCGCCCACUUCAUUCAUGAAUCCAUUCCACGUGAGGCACGGGUUAUCCUCGAACGUGGAAACUUCCUCGAUCUCCUCCACAUCAAGAAGGUCAUUUAUCACCGCUUUCUUGUUCGAGCUUUCUACUCGAACUUGAAAAAGGAUGAGGACGGAGCGUUGAUCUCUAACGUCAACGGGGUGGACAUCUAUUUGAAUGAGGAGAACAUUCAAAUCCUCACCGGGCUUCGUCGGGAUGGACAGGAUCUCGGGCUCUAUGUCGGAGAAUAAGGAGCACUGUUCAAUUAGACCGCCCUCUAGGAGGAAGUGGGCAUCCGACACUUCGUCCCCACUCCCCAACAGCGGCGCCCUACGAUUGCUUCCAUGAGUCCCGUGUUUCGAUUCAUUUUUUAUGUUUUGACACGGAUUCUCAAGCCCAGGAAGUUCAAUCACACCACUCUCUCUCAAGAGGACACGAAGACAAUUCAUGCGAUGAUUCACAACGCUAAUCUCAAUUGAUGUAAAUUUGUGAUGACUCACAUGUUCACGACCACCUCCGACAAUCGGCCGCUCCCCUAUGCCCUCCUCGUCAUGGCGAUUUUUGAAGAGUAUAACAUCAAAACCGAUGUUGGGCCAAAGAUAAAGGGGACAAAGCAUU